This is a messenger RNA of Lampris incognitus (smalleye Pacific opah), 2529 nucleotides long. RefSeq names its product H(+)/Cl(-) exchange transporter 5-like. The record is from RefSeq and is a predicted model, not a curated record. NCBI's taxonomy places the organism in Eukaryota, Metazoa, Chordata, Actinopteri, Lampriformes, Lampridae. Gene Ontology annotation, cellular component: Golgi apparatus; membrane; early endosome. Gene Ontology annotation, biological process: transmembrane transport; chloride transport. Gene Ontology annotation, molecular function: voltage-gated chloride channel activity. The transcript has 17 exons. The coding region runs from base 1 to 2529 and encodes 842 amino acids.
AUGUUUCGGUGCUGGAAGAGCGUCUACCGAAAACACGCGUCGCAGUUCGGCCGAGACUACAGAGCGAUGGAAAACCCCGGGUACAGCGCCGGUAGUUUCGACGACCUUCAUCGCGCCGGUAAUGAUGCUGAUGUGGAGGACGAUGACGAUGACGAGAUGGUAGACAUCGCAGGAGCCACGCUAGACUUCUCCUCCACGGAUGACGUCCCCCCCCUCCACACAGGAUGUUUCAAUGGUAACAGUGGCAGCAGACCAGCCGGCAUGAAUGGCAGCGGGCCCAGUAAACUGGUCGACCCACUGGAUGACCCGGUACCCGGGGUGGGAACCUAUGAGGACUUCAACACCAUAGACUGGGUCAGGGAGAAGAGCAAGGACCGAGACCGGCACAGAGAGAUCACCAAUAAAAGUAGACAGUCUACUGUGGCUCUACUGCACAGUAUCAGCGAUGCCUUCUCCGGCUGGCUCCUCAUGCUGCUGGUGGGACUCAUGUCAGGUGCUCUAGCCGGUGGUAUCGACAUCUCUGCACAUUGGCUGACAGACAUGAAGGAAGGGGUGUGUCUUAAUGGCUUCUGGUUCAACCAUGAGCACUGCUGCUGGAAGUCCAAUAAGAUAACGUUUCAGGAGCGGGACAAGUGUCCCCAGUGGAAGAGCUGGGCUGAGCUUAUCGCAGGAACGAGCGAGGGUGCGUUUGCUUACAUAGUGAACUUCAUGAUGUAUGUCUUCUGGGCUCUGCUUUUCUCUUUCCUGGCGGUUACGCUGGUAAGAGCGUUCGCUCCGUACGCUUGUGGCUCUGGGAUACCCGAGAUCAAAACUAUCCUAAGCGGGUUUAUCAUCCGGGGCUACUUGGGGAAGUGGACCCUGAUCAUCAAGACCGUCACCCUGGUUCUAGCCGUCUCCUCUGGGCUGAGCCUGGGCAAGGAGGGCCCCCUGGUCCACGUAGCAUGCUGCUGCGCCAACAUACUCUGUCAUCUGUUUACCAAAUACCGCAAGAAUGAGGCCAAGCGACGAGAGGUGCUGUCUGCAGCUGCAGCUGUCGGCGUGUCUGUGGCCUUUGGUGCCCCCAUAGGUGGAGUACUAUUCAGCCUGGAGGAGGUCAGUUACUACUUUCCUCUGAAGACGCUGUGGCGGUCCUUUUUCGCCGCCCUUGUGGCGGCCUUCACACUUCGUUCCAUAAACCCAUUUGGUAACAGCCGCCUGGUGCUGUUCUACGUGGAGUUCCACGCCCCCUGGCACCUGCUGGAGCUUGGCCCCUUCAUCCUGUUGGGUAUAUUUGGUGGCCUCUGGGGGGCGCUGUUCAUCCGAGCCAACAUUGCCUGGUGCAGGAAACGUAAAUCCACCCGCCUGGGUCACUACCCGGUCAUAGAAGUACUGGUGGUGGCUGGCUUCACGGCCAUCAUCUCCUACCCCAACAGUUACACCCGCAUGAGUGGGGCAGAACUUAUCUCUGAACUGUUCAACGACUGCUCCCUGCUUGACUCCUCCCAGCUCUGUGGCUACAAACAGCCUACUAAUCUGUCGGAGACGGUUGCUGGGAACGGCCUCGCUGACAGACCGGCCGGUCCGGGCCUCUACACUGCUCUGUGGCAGCUUGCCCUGGCUCUGAUCUUUAAGAUAAUGAUCACCGUGGUUACGUUUGGCAUGAAGGUGCCCUCUGGGCUAUUUAUCCCCAGCAUGGCGGUUGGAGCGAUAGCGGGCAGACUAAUGGGUGUAGGCAUGGAGCAGCUGGCCUACUACAACCAUGACUGGAUCAUCUUCAAAGGGUGGUGCUCGCCAGGAGCAGACUGCAUCACCCCUGGGCUAUAUGCCAUGGUGGGGGCCGCUGCAUGUCUAGGUGGCGUGACUCGAAUGACUGUGUCCCUGGUGGUUAUUAUGUUCGAGCUGACAGGGGGUCUGGAGUACAUAGUGCCCCUCAUGGCCGCUACCAUGACCAGCAAAUGGGUGGCGGAUGCUUUUGGAAGAGAGGGCAUCUAUGAGGCCCACAUCAGGCUGAAUGGUUAUCCAUUCCUGGAGCCUAAGGAUGAGUUUGAUCACAGCAGCCUGGCGGUGGACGUGAUGAGGCCCAGGAGGGCGGACCCUGCCCUGGCAGUACUCACACAGGAGGGCAUGACUGUGGGCGAGGUGGAGUCCCUGGUGGAGAGCACCCACUACAGUGGCUUCCCCAUCGUGGUCUCACAGGAGUCCCAGAGAUUGGUUGGAUUUGUGUUAAGGAGAGACCUGCUGAUAUCAAUCGACAAUGCCAGGCAGCGUCAGGACGGCGUGGUCAGCGCCUCCCAGGUGUUGUUCACCGAGCAUGCUCCGGCCCAGGCUCACGAUGCACCCCCUCCCCUCCGCCUCCGGGCCAUCCUUGACCUGUGUCCCUUCACAGUCACCGACCACACCCCCAUGGACAUCACCGUGGAUAUAUUCAGGAAACUGGGGCUCCGCCAGUGUCUGGUCACCCAUAAUGGGUCAAGACCCUCGGGCUUCGAACCCAUGGCCGAUUCCACGUCUCCUGCCGCUGCCGAGCCGAGCUUGUCCACGGUCACCUGA